Messenger RNA from Nyctereutes procyonoides (raccoon dog), 2079 nucleotides. It is a transcript of the gene CAPN9, whose product is annotated as calpain 9. Gene Ontology annotation, molecular function: calcium ion binding; calcium-dependent cysteine-type endopeptidase activity. The record is from RefSeq and is a predicted model, not a curated record. Gene Ontology annotation, cellular component: cytoplasm. Lineage: Eukaryota; Metazoa; Chordata; Mammalia; Carnivora; Canidae. Bases 1 to 2079 code for a protein of 692 amino acids. The transcript has 20 exons. Gene Ontology annotation, biological process: proteolysis.
AUGCCUUACCUGUAUCGGGCCCCAGGGCCCCAGAAGCACCUGGUUCCCAAGGACGCCCGCAUCACCCACUCCUCAGGCCAGAGCUUUGAGCAGCUGAGGCAGGAGUGCGUGCAGAAGGGCAUCCUGUUUGAGGAUCCAGACUUCCCAGCCAACAGCUCCUCUCUCUUCUAUAGCGAGAGACCCCAGAUCCCCUUCGUGUGGAAAAGGCCAGGGGAAAUAGUGAAAAACCCAGAAUUCAUUCUUGGAGGGGCCACCAGGACAGAUAUCUGCCAGGGGGAGCUUGGCGACUGCUGGCUAUUAGCUGCCAUUGCCUCCCUCACACUUAAUGAAAAAGCUCUGGCCAGAGUCGUUCCCCAGGACCAAAGCUUUGGACCUGGUUAUGCUGGGAUAUUCCACUUCCAGUUCUGGCAGCACAGUGAAUGGCUGGAUGUGGUCAUCGAUGACCGGCUGCCCACCUUCAGGGACCGCUUGAUUUUCCUCUACUCCGCUGACCACAGUGAGUUCUGGAGUGCCUUGCUGGAAAAAGCCUAUGCCAAGCUGAACGGUAGCUAUGAAGCUCUGAAGGGGGGCAGCACCAUCGAGGCCAUGGAAGACUUCACGGGGGGUGUAGCAGAGACCUUCACAACUAAAGAGGCUCCAGAGAACUUCUACGAGAUUCUAGAGAAGGCCUUGAAGAGGGGCUCUCUGGUGGGCUGCUCCAUUGAUACCAGAAAUGCAGCAGAAUCUGAAGCCCGGACGCCUUUUGGUCUCAUUAAGGGCCAUGCCUACAGUGUGACAGGAAUUGACCAGGUAAACUUCCGAGGCCAGAAAAUGGAGCUCAUCCGAGUCCGGAACCCUUGGGGCCAGGUUGAGUGGAACGGGUCCUGGAGUGACAGCUCCUCCGAGUGGCGUUCCGUUGGCCCAGCUGAGCAGAAGCGCCUGUGUCACAUGGCUCUGGAUGACGGGGAGUUCUGGAUGGCAUUUAGGGACUUCAAGGCCCACUUUGACAAAGUAGAAAUCUGCAACCUCACUCCUGAUGCCCUGGAGGAGGAUGCCCUCCACAAGUGGGAGGUGACCGUCCAUCAAGGAAGCUGGGUGCGGGGCUCCACGGCCGGGGGCUGCCGCAAUUUCCUGGACACCUUCUGGACCAAUCCACAAAUAAAAUUGUCCCUGACUGAGAAAGAUGAGGGGCAAGAGGACUGCACUUUCCUCGUGGCCCUGAUGCAGAAAGAUCGAAGGAAACUCAAGAGGUUUGGAGCUGACAUGCUGACCAUUGGUUAUGCCAUUUACCAGAGCCCCAGCAAAGACGAGCACCUGAACAAAGACUUCUUCAGGUACCAUGCUUCCCAGGCCAGAAGCAAAACGUUCAUCAACCUGAGAGAAGUCUCCGACCGCUUCAAGCUGCCGCCUGGGGAGUACAUCCUGAUUCCCAGCACUUUUGAGCCCCAUCAGGAAGCUGAUUUCUGCCUGAGGAUCUUUUCAGAGAAGAAAGCCAUCACUCGGGACAUGGAUGGAGAUGUGGACAUUGACCUUCCAGAGCUUCCAAAGCCCACUCCAGCCGGCCAGGAGACGGAGGAGGAACUGCAGUUCCGGGCCCUGUUUGACCAAAUCGCUGGGGAGGAUAUGGAGGUGACAGCGGAGGAACUAGAAUAUAUUUUAAAUGCUGUGCUGCAAAAGAAAAAGGACCUCAAAUUCAAGAAGCUAAGCCUGAUUUCCUGUAAAAACAUCAUUUCUCUAAUGGAUACCAGUGGCAAUGGGAAGCUGGAGUUCAAGGAGUUCAAAGUGUUCUGGGACAAGUUGAAGAAGUGGACAAACCUUUUCCAUCAGUUCGAUACGGACAAGUCUGGCACCAUGUCCUCCUACGAGCUGCGGACUGCCCUGAAAGCCGCAGGCUUCCAGCUGGGCUGUCACCUCCUGCAGCUGAUUGUCCUCAGGUACGCGGACGAGGGCCUCCAGCUGACCUUCGAUGACUUCCUCAACUGCCUGGUCCGGCUGGAGAAUGCCAGCCGGGUGUUCCAGGCUCUCAGUACGAAGGACAAGGAUGAGGAGUUCAUUCAUCUGAACAUAAAUGAGUUCAUCAACUUGACAAUGAACAUCUGA